Musa acuminata AAA Group (dessert banana) is the source of this 1463-nucleotide messenger RNA. RefSeq lists its product as uncharacterized. Gene Ontology annotation, cellular component: cytoplasmic dynein complex. The transcript has 2 exons. Gene Ontology annotation, molecular function: dynein intermediate chain binding. Bases 1000 to 1281 code for a protein of 93 amino acids. Gene Ontology annotation, biological process: microtubule-based process. NCBI's taxonomy places the organism in Eukaryota, Viridiplantae, Streptophyta, Magnoliopsida, Zingiberales, Musaceae. The record is from RefSeq and is a predicted model, not a curated record.
UGUAAUUCUGAGUGGGUUAAAGUUUCAUUCUAUCAUUUUUACACCCUGGUAUUCCUCAACAUGAAAUCCAUCUUGUGAUCUUUAGCAGGUAAAAAAGGUCAGCAAGGACAAGGAUAGAACCUGGAAGUCUGGAAUUAGAGAAUUGCAUUGAUUCAAAAAGUCCUGAUGAUGAAUUUUAUUUACUUAAUUUGUUUAUGUUCCUGUGAUCUUUGGUGGAGAUGUUAUUAUGUGAUCAAUCACAUGUUAUGCAAGAGUGAUUUGUGGUAAACUUGAGUCUCCCUUCCAUUUUAGUUCAAGAUAUAUCUAGGAACUUACUAAAGAUAGCCUCUUAUAGGGUUGGGACUAAGCCAAGGAGAAAUCUAACUUGAAUACAAAUCUUAAUGUCUAGUGUAAUAUAAAUGCCUUGGAAGUGCAGCUUUCACUGAGAACAGUAGAAAAUAGAGGCCAUGUAUCACAAGGGAUUCAAACCAACAAGCCUACAAAAGGACAUUGAGUGUCUUAAUUGUCCAAGUUAAUGAGCAUAGACAUGAGUGCAUCAUUCUAAAGUUAUCAAUGUGUCCAUGGGGAAAAGACUUCCUAGUUGGUAGGACAAUUUGCAGAGUGAUGGAGAAGGAAGAAGAUUGAAGACUACAGCCUACCAUCAAUCUCCCCUUCAAGUGUAGAAUCUUUGCAUCCAGAUGCAUCACUUGACCCCCUCUAAGUUACAUGUUGGUACCCCAACAUAAUCUGCCAGUGUCAUCUUGUAAUGCCUUCACUAGAAACAAACUAGAGAAAAUGAAUCAUGCAAUGAAAACUGUUGAAUGAGUCCUAUGGCACUGUUAUUGUGAAGCAUUUCUCUUAUAAAACAACAUUUAUUCAUGCAAUUAUGUAAAUAUAAGAUUGUUGGUGCCCUGCUUUGUGCUGGGCAAGUCAGCAUUAAGUGUGUUGGAGACUGCCAAGUUUGGAAGACCAUACUGCAAUUGGCUGGGGGGAGGGGAGGGAGGAAGAAGGGGAGUGAGAAUGUUGGAGGGUAAGGCAAUGAUCCAGGACACAGACAUGCCUGUGAAGAUGCAGCUCCAAGCCAUGUCCUCUGCCUCUCAGGCUCUUGACCUCUUUGAUGUCCUAGACUGCAACAACACGGCUUGCUACAUCAAGAAGGAGUUUGAUCUAAGGUAUGGGUUUGGAUGGCAAUGUGUGGUUGGCUCCAACUUUGGGUGCUGCUUCACUCACACAAAGGGCACCUUCAUUUACUUCUGCUUGGAGACACUCCACUUCCUCAUCUUCAAAUGUUCUGCUGCUUGAGCCACCUAUCAAACAGUCAAAAUAGUUGGAAUCCAAUUGGGAUAAAAAAUGGAGAUAUCUGUGAUGUGGGGCCAGUCUCUUCUUCCUCUAGCUCACACCUCAGGCAAGGAUUUCAUGCUUUAGGUCAUCCAUACAUGUAACCAAGUUAAGGAGUACUAAAGUUUCUAUCAAAUUCAGAACCA